Molecule: messenger RNA, 1677 nt
Organism: Brassica napus (rape)
Lineage: Eukaryota; Viridiplantae; Streptophyta; Magnoliopsida; Brassicales; Brassicaceae
Product: probable cysteine protease RD21B
Exons: 5
Coding region: 54-1436 (460 amino acids)
Cellular component (GO): lysosome
Molecular function (GO): cysteine-type endopeptidase activity
Source: RefSeq, a predicted model, not a curated record
AACCCCUUUCUCAAUCACACAAUUGUCUUCUUCAUCCUCAGAAAACUAAAAACAUGGGCUCCGUAAAGGUAACCAUCCUCCUCUUAGCAAUGAUGAUCGGCGUUUCGUAUGCUGCCGACAUGUCGAUCAUCUCGUACGACGAGAAACACCACAUCACCGCCGACAACGAGCGGAGCGACGCCGAGGUUGCGAGAAUCUACGAGGCGUGGAUGGAGAAACACGGCAAGAAGGCGCAGAGCAACGGUCUUGUCGGCGAGGAGAAGGACCAGAGAUUUGAGAUCUUCAAAGACAAUCUCCGAUUCAUCGACGAACACAACAACAAAAACCUCAGUUACAAACUCGGUCUAACCCGGUUCGCUGAUCUGACCAACGAAGAGUACCGAUCUAUCUACCUCGGUGCCAAACCGAAGAAGAGAGUCCUCAAAACCAGCGAUCGUUAUCAGCCGCGUGUUGGUGACGCGAUACCUGAUUCUGUUGACUGGAGAAAAGAAGGUGCCGUCGCCGCCGUUAAAGAUCAGGGAAGCUGCGGGAGUUGUUGGGCAUUUUCAACCAUUGGAGCGGUGGAAGGAAUAAACAAGAUCGUGACAGGAGAUUUAAUCUCUUUGUCUGAACAAGAACUUGUUGACUGUGACACAUCUUACAACCAGGGUUGUAAUGGAGGUUUGAUGGAUUAUGCCUUUGAGUUCAUCAUUAAAAACGGUGGUAUUGAUACCGAAGAGGAUUAUCCAUACAAAGCUGCUGACGGUCGUUGUGAUCAGACCAGGAAAAACGCAAAGGUCGUCACGAUUGAUGCCUAUGAGGAUGUGCCUGAGAACAACGAGGCUGCGCUCAAGAAAGCUUUGGCUAACCAGCCUAUUAGUGUCGCCAUUGAAGCUGGGGGUCGCGCUUUCCAGCUCUAUUCUUCGGGUGUAUUUGAUGGAAUAUGUGGAACAGAGCUAGACCAUGGAGUUGUAGCUGUUGGUUACGGAACUGAGAACGGAAAGGACUACUGGAUUGUGAGAAACUCAUGGGGAGGAAGCUGGGGAGAGAGCGGAUACAUAAAGAUGGCACGUAACAUUGCGGAGCCAACAGGGAAGUGUGGAAUCGCCAUGGAGGCUUCGUACCCGAUCAAGAAAGGUCAGAACCCACCAAACCCUGGACCAUCACCACCAUCUCCCAUUAAGCCACCGACCCAGUGUGACAAGUACUACUCUUGCCCCGAGGGCAAUACUUGCUGUUGUCUCUUCAAGUACGGCAAGUACUGCUUCGGUUGGGGAUGUUGCCCUCUCGAAGCUGCUACUUGCUGCGAUGAUAACACUAGCUGCUGUCCUCAUGAGUACCCGGUUUGCAAUGGCGAUACCUGUUUGAUGAGCAAGAACAGUCCAUUCAGCGUUAAGGCUUUGAAGCGUACACCCGCGAAACCCUUCUGGGCACAUAGCAUGAAGAACAUGGCUUAAGAGGAAAUAUAUCACUGAUGAAUUCAUUCAUUCCUUCUUAAGAGAGGAGAGGACAUGAGUCAAGAGAAUUCAUCAAAAAAGCUUUCUUAUUGUUGUUGUUCUGAUUAUCUUUAAAUUGCUGAUUCUGCUGCUCGGGGGUUUUCUGUACAUAUAAAACCUCUUCCUAAGUGUCAUUCACUUUCAUCAUUGAUCCUAAACAUUGGUAUUUACCGGUUAUUUAUGGAUAAAUUUAUCUUUCCCA